Gasterosteus aculeatus aculeatus (three-spined stickleback) is the source of this 1947-nucleotide messenger RNA. RefSeq names its product PRELI domain containing 1a (gene prelid1a). Lineage: Eukaryota; Metazoa; Chordata; Actinopteri; Perciformes; Gasterosteidae. The record is from RefSeq and is a predicted model, not a curated record. Gene Ontology annotation, cellular component: mitochondrial intermembrane space.
AAAGUCGCGGAGGAGUUAUUCGUCGGGCUUUAACGUUUGUCGCGUUAAUCAUUCACUCCGUGAGCUAACUUAGCGUUAUCUGUUCUUAGCCGCGGCAGAAGAAUGAGCGUUAGCUAACAUGACAGCUGUCAUAAGCUAACUGUUACACGUUAGCUAGCGUUUAGCCAAAAGGUUCGGCCAAACGCGGUGUCUUUUAACGGCAUACAUCUUGUUUAACAAGUUGCUGGCGGACGGGAACAAUGGUGAAGUAUUUCUGCUGCGCCGGUUUGCUCCGAAGCAGCUGGGACCAAGUGUGUAUCGCUUUCUGGCAACGCUACCCGAACCCUUACAGCAACCAUGUUUUGACUGAGGACAUCAUUUUCCGGGAGGUUACUCCAACCAACUGCCUCAAAUCCAGACGACUGUUGACCAAAACGAGCCGAGCGCCUCGCUGGAUGGAGCCGUACCUUCCAAAGCAGAUGGCCAGCUCGGCAUACAUCAUUGAGGACUCUAUUGUGGACCCUCAGAAAAAGACCAUGACCACGCUCACAUGGAACAUCAGCCACGCUCGCCUCAUGUGCGUGGAGGAGCGUUGUGAGUACCAGAUCAACCGCGACAACGGCAGCUGGACAGAGAUAAGAAGAGAAGCUUGGAUCUCUUCCAACAUCUACGGGCUCUCCAGAGCCAUUCAGGAAUUUGGUCUUGCAAGGUUCAAGACCAGUGUUACAAAGACCAUGAAAGGCUUUGAAUACGUGCUUUCCAAAAUGCAAGGUGAAACUCCAUCAAGAAGCUUAGCAGAAACUGCUACGGAGCGAGCCAGAGAGACGGCGCUGGCAGCGAAGGAGAAAGCCAAAGACCUCGCCUCACAGGCCCAGAAGAAGCAAUACGUGUGAUGAGCCGUAUAGAUCUUGCACUACGGCGCCGGUUUAUCUUUAUCCCCCCUUAACCUCGUGAUUUAGAUGAACGGAUCCCGUCGUGAGGAGGCAGCGUACUGAAGCAGUGGCUGGACUGAAAAGCUGGGCUCCAGAGGCUGUUUCCAGCCUCCUGGAACAUGUUCUACCUUCAAUCGGGUUGUAGCGGUGAAGCGCGAGUACGAGGAUUGAAGUACCGGGUACAUUUGCUUUUUUACGGUAUUGAAAAAAACGGACGUAAGGCAGAGUUUGUGAGUUUAAAAGGUACAGACAAGAGUGCACCUGGAAAGGACGUUUAUUGUUAAUGAUCAUAGGAUGUUAUUUUACUGUUUUACAGCAUUUUUCUCCAUUUAGUAUUCUAUAGUGAUAACAUGUAAACUAACAUGCUAUGAAUUAUCAGGUUUCUGGUUCUGUCAAUUCAUUACAAUUUUGUUCUGUCUUUUCAGGGUCAUUGUAACUGACUUUAACAAUACUAGUUAUAAUUCCGUGAUAUUUUCUAAGAAGGUCACCGCACCGGGAAAAUCUUAAACCGUUACAACCCUACAUUUGAUCCCAGAUCAUCUCCGUAGUACCCAUAGAUGGUGAUCUUAAAAGAACGGUAGAACAUGGCUCCGGGUGCCAUAAAGUAAUAACGGCAAUCCUUGAUCCCGUGUCUCUGACCUUUGCUCCACAUCUGUGCCCAUCAACGUCUCCUUUUUACUGUUCUCUUUUGUAUGCCAUCUUAUUUUUUUUUUUAUAGUUUUGAAUUACCAAAAGCUUCUUCUUUAGAUGCUCAGAUUAGCAUUUUACUAAAUAUGAUUCAUGCAAAUUCAUGGUUGAUUUACUUAAGUUGACUGUUUUGCCACAAUCAUUUUGUCUUUUAGCUCAGUUCAUCCCACCACACCUUAAACCUCCUACUGAGACUGAUUGCUUCAAGUUGAAGUGCAUUGACUGAAGAUGUAUACAAAGGCCAAAAUGAUUCUUUGUAUUGUUAGAUCUGAUUACACAACACGUACAACAAUGUGCUCUUAAUUAAGUGAUUAAAUAUCUUGUUAAUAAAUGAAUAUUUCCUUUGUAA